Molecule: messenger RNA, 905 nt
Organism: Pocillopora verrucosa
Lineage: Eukaryota; Metazoa; Cnidaria; Anthozoa; Scleractinia; Pocilloporidae
Product: plasmolipin
Cellular component (GO): membrane
Source: RefSeq, a predicted model, not a curated record
CCCACAGCUAUAUGUUAGCGUCAUUAUACUGCGCCGUGCCGCAGUUUUACAAUAUUCGACAGAACACAACAUCGUGCUUCUCGGUUUGUGGUGACCGGAGAAAAAAUUUGCGCAAGGAUCAUAGCUGAGGUAAGAAGAACAGAUAAACGAUGGCAGAUCUUGAGAACCCAGAUACUACAGCUAGAUCGCACGAGGCCCCGGCGUCUGGGGAUAUCGGGCUAACUAUGUCGUAUAUUAUCUCGAUUCCUGGAAUACUGAAGAUCGUUGAAUUUUUCACGCUGUUGUUGGCGUUUGCCCUAGCUGCUGAUGAGUACGCAACUGUAGCUCAGUAUUUCGUCGUAGAUUGGGGACGUAUGGAUUUCUUCCUCUUUGUUACUGUGACGUCGUGGCUUCUUGUGAUCGCCGUAUUUGUCUUGUUCGCAUUCAAUAUCAUAUCAAAAAUCAACCUCAGUAUUGACUGGAAUAUCCCGGUUUUUGUAUUUGCUGUUGUAGCAGCAAUUCUUCUUCUGUUGAGUUCUGCCUUGCUAGCUGCUGAUGCAGCAGGUGGUUAUGGUCUGUUAUCUGACACAUUAAACGCUGCUGUGGCUUUUGGAUUUAUCUCCAUGUUCGUCUUCAUCGCAGAUGCUGUUGUUUAUUUCCUGAGGAGAACUGGAAGGAUGUAAACCAACGCCCACAUUUUGAUGAACUGUGUAGUCCUGCGAGUUUGUUUAAAAUUUUUUGAUAGCCAUUUCGGUCACCGUUAAUUAGAAUUUAAUCUAUAACGAAUGAAACAAAUCUAGAAAUAGACAGGGAGAAUGCGUAUAUUUAACCCUUUAACUCCUAGAAGUGAUUAAGAUGUAACUUCUCCCUACAAUAUCCAUAGAUUAUCCAGUAAACAGGUAAUGAGAAUACCCAAAGUUAUUAGA